Molecule: messenger RNA, 642 nt
Organism: Sardina pilchardus (European sardine)
Lineage: Eukaryota; Metazoa; Chordata; Actinopteri; Clupeiformes; Clupeidae
Product: butyrophilin subfamily 1 member A1-like
Exons: 9
Coding region: 1-642 (213 amino acids)
Biological process (GO): T cell receptor signaling pathway; regulation of cytokine production
Cellular component (GO): external side of plasma membrane
Molecular function (GO): signaling receptor binding
Source: RefSeq, a predicted model, not a curated record
AUGAUAGUUGGUAUGAAAGGGGACGUGUGCAAACAGAGAUUAGAGCAAGUUCACCACAGCCACUUUCUAGGCUCUGUCCUACUCAUAUCAGUCACUGAUAGAGGCAAUGGGCAGGUGAAUGUUACCUGUGUUUCAGAGGGUUGGUCUCCACAGCCCACUAUCAUCUGGAGAAAGAGAGGAAUUGAGAUUAAAAAAGGCUUUAAUGAGGCUCAUUACAAGGAUGACCAGGGUUUGUUGACAGUGAGCUCCUGGAUGCUUGUCUCACCCUCGGAUUCAGACGCACUCUCCUGCUCUGUGGGUCUGCCUGAUCAACAGAGGAUGGAGAGCAGGGUGGCUCUGCACCUGUCAAGAGAACAGACAUGCACCCCAACAGGAGCUUGGAAAGAUGUUGUCAUUGCUAUUCUAGCAAUUUGUCUCAUGGUGGUUGGCAUAUAUCAUCUACACAAAAAAGGUUUAAUUAAAUGGCCUCUCUCUCAGAAGACCAGUGGAGGAAAAGAGCCCACGGAUGAAGAAAGCACUAAAUUGAAAGAAGAUGAGGAGACGCAACCUAGAGGUACUACGAGCUCUAAGAGUGAAAUUGAUUCCAAUAAAAACCUCCAGAGAAACCCAAAGGGGACGACAAAGGGACAAACACAGAAGUAG